Messenger RNA from Mesocestoides corti, 264 nucleotides. The record is from the annotation of a GenBank genome assembly. NCBI's taxonomy places the organism in Eukaryota, Metazoa, Platyhelminthes, Cestoda, Cyclophyllidea, Mesocestoididae.
AUGUCAAAAAUCACACUGAUCGCGCAGCUUUUUAAAAUCGGCUGGCUACCCACUCCUCUCUUCACCCCCGGCCCCCCUCCCUCGCGAGACACGUUUAUUCAAGCCGAUGGAGGCGCAAAGCCCCCCCUCCCCUCUCGUUGCAACUUGAGCGUUCCCGUUGCGCCGAGGGAUGUGAGGGGAGCCAAUGUCUUUUUUAUGACCAUGCGGGUGGUUUUAGAAGAAUGUUUUGCGAAUGAGCACGGACGAAUUAGGUGGGCUGCAUGA